Alosa alosa (allis shad) is the source of this 3172-nucleotide messenger RNA. It is a transcript of the gene niban1b, whose product is annotated as niban apoptosis regulator 1b. The transcript has 14 exons. The record is from RefSeq and is a predicted model, not a curated record. Bases 54 to 2795 code for a protein of 913 amino acids. NCBI's taxonomy places the organism in Eukaryota, Metazoa, Chordata, Actinopteri, Clupeiformes, Clupeidae.
UGUGCAGACAGAAGAGAAGAGACUUGUGAGAGAAGUUGAAGUUUCCCCUGACCAUGGGUGGAUCGACUUCCAGUCAACUGGAUGAGACUACAUCCAACUACAUAAAAGAGCAUACAGAGACAGUGCUGAAGGGUUUCGGUCCUCACUUCAAACGGCAGUACCGUGUGACCCUUUGCUCACAACUGCAAGAGGAGUUGGAGCAGCAAAACACCAGCCCGGCACUACUUCUCAAACAGAGGGAGCAAGCAGGUGCGUGUGAGGUCCUCUACGAGGGGAGUGUCUCACAGUGUGAGGAUGCCAAGAAGUGGAAGGACAGAUGGGCCACUCUACGAAACCACAGCCUGGAGCUCCAUGACAACCAGGAGAUGUGUAAGAGAGGGACUCCUGCACGUCAGAAGCUGAACCUAGUUGGGGGCACUGUGGUCACCUCAAGGGAGAAGUAUGAGGCUUUAGUUAAUAAGGCCAUUCCUGAUCUGAACAAUGGACAAGAGGACUCUGCCCCUGAGCUGGUUCCCUCCACUGCAUUUCCAGUGUAUCUGAGGUUACCAUACCGACGCGAUGUUUACCUCUGCUGCCAUGACGACGAACAGCGGCGCCACUUCCUUUGCACACUCAGUCACAGCAUCCGCCAUCAGAAUCAUGACUCUCUGCACAAACCUACGUGUGAGAUGCAGGCCUUCCUGGCAGCCAUUCACUUCCACAGACAGGAGAAAGGCCACUAUGAAUCAUGGGACAUGCUCGUAGGGGACGACGUACAGGUCCUCACACAUCUGGUCAUGGAGGGGCUUAUUCCCUACCUGCAGAAGGAGCUGAUUCCACAGCUGAAGGGGAAGAGGGCAGAGAAGAGGAGGGCCUGGUUGUCUUUGGUGGAGGCUGCCCACACGCAGGUGCUGGCUCAGGUGCAGGAGACACUGCAGAGCUUGAAAGAGGAGUGCAGUGCAGCAGCCCAACAGCAGGGGGUGCUGCUGCGCUCCAACAUGGACCAUAUCAGCUCCUCUUGCGCCUUCCUGGAGACCAAACUUAAAGCCAUGGUGUUGGAGCGAACCCAGAGUGUGUGUGCAGAGCAUGUCAAUCCGUACCUGAGCUCAGUGUUGGAAGAGCUGCUUGGGCCCGUCAAUGGCGGCUUCCAGGCCGUAAGACAGCUGUGCGACGAACAGCUGGAGCGACUCUGCAGGGACGUCCGCCAGGGUUGGACCUUCCAGCAGGUCCAGCAGGCCCUCCAGCAGGCCAGUAAAACAGAGUUGGAGGAGAGCUUCCAAAGACUCGACGCUCUCCAUGAGAAGCUUCAGGAGCUCCAGCAGCGUUUCAGCUUCUCCAACACCACCAAGCUAGUGCAAGGCGCUCAAAAACACAUGCAGCAGCUGAUGGACAAUGCGAUGUACACCUUUGAGUCUCUGCUGCAGUCUACUGUGAAAGACAACCCUGCACAGCUGGGGUCUGUCAUGGAGAAGGCCAAAAUGAGAGUCCUCAAGCAAUAUGACUACGACAGCAGUACAGUGCGGAAGCAAUUCUUUCAAGAGGCACUGAUGGACAUCACACUCCCCGUGCUGAGGAGACACCUGAGCCCCUCAUGCAGACCUGAGCUGGAGAAGUUUGAACAGUACAUAUUUGCAGAUUGCACUGACUUCAUAAAUGUGGAGAAUGUCUAUGAGGACAUUCUGAAGAAGACUCUCACCCCUGAAGUGAACAAAGUGGUGAAGGAGGCAGCCAGUCAGAAGAAGCACAACCUGUUUGUGGACAGCUCCGACCUGCAGGCCAUCAGCCAGGGCAGUCUGAGCGGCAGCCGGACGCCUCCUCCUCUUCUGUCGGACCCAUCCAGCCCUUCCAAGCAGGCGGGCGCUACGUGCUUCCAGUUCCAGUCAGCUGACUUGAAGCCCUCCCCUCUGGUCAGCAGAGUUGGGGCGUCUGAGUGUCAGAAGGAGGAGGUUGCAGAGGAGCCACAGGACCAGCAGGAGAAGCAGGUAGAAGAAGUGAAGAAAGAGGAGCAGCAGGAGAAGCAGGUAGAAGAAGUGAAGAAAGAGGAGCAGCAGGAGAAGCAGGUAGAAGAAGUGAAGAAAGAGGAGCAGCAGGAGAAGCAGGUAGAAGAAGUGAAGAAAGAGGAGCAGCAGCCCAAAGAAGAACAGGAGCCCCUGAGACAACAGGAGGAGCAGGCCAAGGAGCAGGACAGAGUGGCCCAAGUUGCUUUGCCAUCUGUCGAGCUUAAAGAGGAGGUGUCUCCUGAGCCACCGUCCAGUCCUGAAGCGCUGUCAUUUUUGGAGGAGCCUGGACCGGUGCCCACAGACUCCUCUACGGCCUGCACAGACAGAGCUAUCUAUCUCAACCCACCCGCGGGGGUGCCAGCCGGCAGCGCAGUGCCUCUGGCUGAAGACGACGACUUGACCCCACCUGUGCUUACCCAGGUAGCUAAGGCUGAGGCCUCCAGUAUACCACCAGGGAGCAGCAGCGAGGAGACGACAACAACGACGACAACAAUGGUGGCGGUGGUGGCUGCUGCUCUGACACCACAAGCUGGAGGUGAGGGGAGUGUGGAGGAGUCAGAAGGUGGAGGUGGUGGUGGUGCGAGUCUAGAAGGGUCUGGCGGUCAGUCUGCUGAGGGGGAGACCACCUCCUUUGGACUGGUGACCUCUGAGCCAACAGCAGAGGGCACCAAAGCACUUCCAUCAGGCACGCGUGAUGCGGAGGAGGACGACAAGGUGGAGUCUUUUGACUGUGUGAAAGCAAUACGUGAUCUGGUGGUGGAGGUCAUUGAGGUGGAGGACAUCAUCAAGCCCUGUCCUGAUGGCAGCUCUACCUAGAGGCUGCGCACUCUGAUGGACUCGUAUAGUCAAAGGCCGAACAGCCUGAGUCACCAGGACCUUAUAGACAGUAAUGGAAACACAUUUUCUAGACUAGAUAACUAGACUAAAUACAUGUCAUUGACAUAGAAGGGCUUAAUACUAACAGCUGUACUAGGACUCGAUAUUUGGCUUUUUAUUUGACUAACCAAUAGGACAUGCAGUCAAAUCUUGUAUUUUCAUACAACAGUAUCUAUAUUUUUAACGCCUUACAUUAUAUUUUCUUGCCUAAUACUCUGAAAUGAAAAAAUCUCAAAUAAGCAAACAGUGACCCUCACUGAAGAACCUUCUUCUUUGCAUCAACAGAGAAACUUGAUGCAUUAAAUGGUUUAAAGCAA